Molecule: messenger RNA, 877 nt
Organism: Helianthus annuus (common sunflower)
Lineage: Eukaryota; Viridiplantae; Streptophyta; Magnoliopsida; Asterales; Asteraceae
Product: ATP synthase subunit b', chloroplastic
Exons: 1
Coding region: 146-781 (211 amino acids)
Biological process (GO): proton motive force-driven ATP synthesis
Molecular function (GO): proton transmembrane transporter activity
Source: RefSeq, a predicted model, not a curated record
AUUUUGUGUGGCAGAGAAUGCUAGAACAAGAUAAGCCAGCCAUAUUCCUCUCAUCAUCUCCCAAUCUCUACACACUCAAUCAACAACACUCACACAACCACCACCACCACAACCAGUUCUCUCAACUCUGCAUUCUUCAUCCACAAUGGCUAACAUGAUCAUGGCCUCUUCCAAAACCCUAAUCACCUCCCCACCCACCCCCAAAUCAACCCCCACCCCCAUCCCCUCCCUUACCACCCUCACUCCCAAAUUCUCCUUCUCCAUCCCUCCCAAAACCCUAACCAUUGCCACCACCAUCGCCACCACCCUCGCCGCCACACCCCUCCCCUCCCUCGCCGAAGAAUUCGAAAAAGCACAACUCUUCGACUUCGACCUAACCCUCCCAAUCAUCGCCGCAGAGUUCCUCUUCCUCAUGUUCACACUCGACAAACUAUAUUACUCACCUUUAGGCAACUUCAUGGACAAGCGAGACGCGGAAAUCAAGGAGAAGUUGAGUAGCGUGAAGGACACGUCAACGGAGGUGAAGCAGCUGGAGGAGCAGGCGGCGGCGGUGAUGAGGGCGGCGCGGGCGGAGAUAUCGGCGGCGUUGAAUAAGAUGAAGAAGGAGACGGCGGCGGAGGUGGAUGCGAAGCUGGCGGAGGGAAGGAAGAAGGUGGAGGCGGAGUUGCAGGAGGCGUUGGGGAACUUGGAGAAGCAGAAGGAAGAGACGAUUAAGAGUUUGGAUUCGCAGAUUGCUGCUUUGAGUCAGGAGAUUGUUAACAAGGUCCUUCCUGUUCAAUAAUUUGUGUAAUCUUUUCGGAUUCGGGUUUGGAUUCGGAUUAUAUUUGUAAUGAAGUUGUUAUUACUUGUGAAAUAAUAUUUUUGGUUUGGUUUGGUU